AUAUUUUCCAAAUUUUUUUCAGUGAGAUAUGGAAGAUGGUACACACCACCACGCACAGCACAAGAAGCAGAAAAACAUCAGUAUCAAAGAAAAAAUAGUAUAUGUCGAACAAAAUAUUAUCAUGGUUUUCUUUGGCGGCGACCCAAUGACCUUCUCUCACAGCCUAUAUAUGACAACAAUGGUUUGAUUGUAGGACUUCAGUCAGCAAUCAAAGGCCGUUUGGAAGGUUUUGACUCUAACAAUAACACUAUACGCAUUCCAUCACCAAAAACGAUGCCUCCAUUUAUGGUGGGUGAGACCAUUAAGAAAGAUGUAAAGUUAUAUACUCUUACAGCUUAUUUUAAACACCCUCGACUUAUCUGUAACCCUGGUGCUCAAGAUGCAAAAGAAUAUAAAGGCUUGUACAUACAGAUGGGUAAUGACCCAGAAAAGGAAUAUAUGGAGAUACCGUUAAAACUGGAAAAUUUACCAAAAAAAUGGAAAAAAGCAGAAUGUGUUGCAAAAAUGGGAACACAUUAUUUCAUGAACCUUUCAAAGAAGUUAAACUGUGAAGAACUAUACCCUGUAUUUCUCACAUACACUGAUGGAAAAUUGGGUGCCUUUGGGUGGAUGUUUCAAGGGAAGCCACCAAAAAAUAAUAAAUAUGACCUGAAUUGGUAUUAUCUUCCACCAAAUUUGUAUGCAUUCACUGGACUUCAGAAAGAUUAUUUACCAGCAUGUAUGUUGAAUAAAAAUUUCCAAAUCAAUGGAAUUCAUAUUUGGCUUCGGCCUCCAUCAGAACAGUUAUGUAAAAAACGUCCAAUACAUACCCCACAACCUUGCUCAAAGACUACAACCACCAUAGUACAGAUAAAGAUUUAUCCACGUACCUAUUAUACAGGAACUGCAAAUCCUCCAAGAGCACCAUGUCUAACUCUUAUUUUUAUUCUUAUAAUCUCCAUUGGCUUACUUUGAAUCUAAAGAUUAAAAGAAAUAUAUUUCAAUAAAAUCGAAACAACUCCUUAAUUUUUGUUUAAUGGAGACAGUUCAAUUGAAGAAAAAAAAAUAUUUAAAAAAAAAAAGAAAGUGACAAUCUAGGAUAAAUUUGUUAUUGGAAAAGAAGUUGGCACACAAAGAAGUGUUUUUUAAUUAUAUUUUUAAUAUUUAUUUUUUUUCUGUUAUAGUACUUGACAAGUUGACUUAGGAACAGUGUAGCAUUAAUAAGAUAUGAGAUGUAUUUAGAGUUACAGAUGGAAACCAGUCUCUCUCUCUCUCUCUCUUUCUCUCACUAUACAUACACUCACGUAUGUACAUACACAUGCACGCACACAUGCAUGAAGAAUAUAGGUAUGGAAAUUUUGAAAGAAAAUCUUUUGAAAAAAAAGGAAAACAAUAUUUUUUAAUUAGAAAGAAAGCAAAGAGGAAGAUGCAGGAAAUAUUUGAAGCCACUGAACAUAAAACCAUGUCUAUAAAUUCCUAUAUGCAUCAGCUACUCACUUCCAUGUACACGCAUGCAAACAUAAGCAGGCACACAGACACUCAAUCACUAUAAUGGAUCAUUGAAACUGGGUAAAUAAAGUUAUUUAUUCAUUAGA
This is a messenger RNA of Octopus sinensis (East Asian common octopus), 1574 nucleotides long. RefSeq lists its product as uncharacterized. Lineage: Eukaryota; Metazoa; Mollusca; Cephalopoda; Octopoda; Octopodidae. The transcript is spliced from 6 exons. The record is from RefSeq and is a predicted model, not a curated record. The annotation marks the transcript as partial.